UGAAGAAGAAAAGGAAAUGAUAAUAAUUAAAAAAAAAAAAAAAAAAAAGGGGUAGAAAGAGAUGGCUGAAAACCAUAACCUACCCACCAAUUUGCCUUAAAAACUACGUUUCUUUCUCUCCCCAAAACCCCUAUUUAUGGACUUCUGUUCCUCAGACUACCUUCUUUUCAUAACAUCUUUCAAUUCCUCUCUCUAAGAAGAUCUUCUCCCUUCCCUUCUCUCUCAUGUUUGCAUAUUCCUUCAAAGUUAAUGUUGUAAAUAUCUAGUUUUCUUUAUAUCAUCUAACAAAAUCUUUGUUUUGUAGGCUCACAAAAAAAAAAAAAAAAAAAAAUCCCUUCUAGGUUGCUUUUGUCUGUUUUCUGUUCAGUAUGGAUUUCUAGAGAUAUUUUGGUACCAACCCUUUUCAAAUUCAGAGGUUUAAAGUUGUGGGUUUGUGUUUGUUAGCACAAUUUAGAGCUUGUGUUGUGAAUUGUGAGAGCACCAUUAUAAGUUAGUAGAAGCUUUGAGAUUUGUUCUUUGAAACAUAGGGUUUUGGUAAGGAUUACAGGAAUGGAAAAAAAUUCAAGUAUUGGUAGGGAAGAUGAACCAAUAGAAUUGCCUCCGGGUUUUCGAUUUCACCCAACUGAUGAAGAGCUUAUAACUCACUAUCUGUCUCCAAAGGUCCGUGACGGCUGCUUCUGUGCUAAAGCAAUCGGAGAAGUUGAUUUGAAUAAGGUUGAGCCUUGGGAUUUGCCGUGGAAAGCGAAAAUGGGCGAAAAAGAGUGGUAUUUCUUCUGUGUUAGGGAUAGGAAAUACCCAACUGGUUUGAGGACAAACAGAGCCACAGAUGCUGGGUAUUGGAAGGCAACAGGCAAAGAUAAGGAGAUUUACAAGUCGCAACAACUGGUUGGGAUGAAGAAAACUUUGGUUUUCUACAGAGGAAGGGCUCCUAAAGGAGAGAAAACCAACUGGGUCAUGCAUGAAUAUAGAUUAGAGGGCAAGUAUUCCAUGUAUAGCCUCCACAAAACAGCAAAGAAUGAAUGGGUGAUUUGUAGAAUAUUUCAGAAGAGCUCAUGUGGGAAGAAGAUACAUAUUUCAGGGUUGGUGAGGAUGAGCAGUUAUGGCGAUGAAUCGCCGCCUUCGAAUUUGCCUCCAUUAAUGGAUUGUUCUGCUUAUGAUGGCCAGACAAGAAACAUAGCUGCUGAUACGUCUCACGUGACCUGCUUCUCCGAUUCCAUGGAGGACCAAAAACCCCAGGAAGACACGAGCUUCAACACUCCACUUUUAGCAUCUUCUACGAAACCAUCUGAUAUAUCUUCCUCUGCUUCGUUGCUUUCUCCAAAACUCUCUCUCCCAAACUCAUUCUUCAUCAAUCAGAUUGUGCCAAACUUUGCGAAUUCGCAAUACGCCGACUCUUUUCUGAUGCAAGACCAGUCCAUAAUGAGGCUUCUGCUUCAGAACAAUGCACCAAAGCAGCAAAAUUCAAGACCAGAAUUUGUGUCAAACCAAGAGUUGGAACAGAAGUCAUAUGAGGAUCCAUUUACUUCAUCAGCUGGACCAGUGGACCUUGAUUGUCUCUGGGAUUACUAGAUUUGAAGAUAAAGAUUAGGAAUUCAAGAAGAAGAAAGGGAAGAGCAUGAUGUUCAGGAACACUAUUGUUAUAAGAUUGGAUCUGUAUGUGUAUAAUUUUCUGUAUCAAAAUAAUGUGAAGGAAAUGGCCUGUACUAUAGAAACUAAAUUUAUUUGACCAGUGUUUUCAAUUUUACCU
Messenger RNA from Cornus florida, 1747 nucleotides. Its product is annotated as NAC domain-containing protein 92-like. The coding region runs from base 550 to 1569 and encodes 339 amino acids. Gene Ontology annotation, molecular function: DNA binding. The transcript has 3 exons. The record is from RefSeq and is a predicted model, not a curated record. Lineage: Eukaryota; Viridiplantae; Streptophyta; Magnoliopsida; Cornales; Cornaceae. Gene Ontology annotation, biological process: regulation of DNA-templated transcription.